Messenger RNA from Oppiella nova, 1543 nucleotides. The record is from the annotation of a GenBank genome assembly. Lineage: Eukaryota; Metazoa; Arthropoda; Arachnida; Sarcoptiformes; Oppiidae.
CUGAUAUUAGGGGCGAGGGCUCAGGUGUAGACCCAUCGCACACUACAUUAUGCGCUGAUUUGAUUGCAACGAAAGGCUUAAACAAAGAGAUUAACGCAAAACUCAUACGAAAAGACAUCACUUAGUCUUCACUUUUUCAAUCAUCGUCUUCACCAUGAAUUACAUGAAGUCAUUCUUCAGUAACUUCAGAGAGUUCUACAAUGAGAUCAAUUCGGCGACACUUACCGGAGCUAUCGAUGUGAUAGUCGUCCAGCAGGAGGACGGCUCGUACAAGUGCUCCCCGUUUUACGUCCGGUUCGGCAAAAUCGGUGUUCUUCGGAGUCGUGAGAAGAUUGUGGAUAUCGAAGUGAAUGGACAACCGGUUGAUCUGCACAUGAAAUUAGGCCAUUCGGGCGACGCUUUCUUUUUCGAGGAGAUUAUAGAAGAGGAGCCAAAGAACACGCGAGAGUCGGCCCCAUCGCCCACAGAGGACACUGAGAACGGGUGGCUCUCCGACACAUACCUGUCCUCCGGCAGCGACGCUGGAAGCGAUGCAGACAUCGAUGAGAAUUCUCAGCCGAAUGGAGAGACAAAGGAACCGAACGAACAAAAAGAUAGGAAACAAAAGAUUAAAUACAAGAAAAAGAUUCGCUUGUCUUCACAACAAAUCGAUGACUUGAAUCUGAAUGAAGGCAAGAAUGAAGUGGUGUUCAGUGUGACGACGGCAUACCAGGGAACCACUACUUGCAAGUGUUAUAUCUAUUUGUGGCGCUACGACGACCAGAUCAUCAUCAGCGACAUCGACGGCACAAUCACUAAGUCGGACGUCUUGGGACACAUUCUGCCCAUAAUAGGCAGGGAUUGGGCGCAGUCGGGCGUCGCCAACCUCUUCACUCUAAUCAAGAAAAAUGGUUAUAAAAUUGUUUACCUCUCGGCGCGAGCCAUCGGUCAGUCCUCGUCGACCGGCGAUUAUCUCAAAAGCAUUCGACAGGGCGACCGAUCCCUACCUGAAGGACCUCUUCUACUAUCCCCCACUUCUAUGAUCGCUGCUCUGCACAGAGAGGUUAUUGAGAAGAAACCCGAAGAGUUCAAAAUCCAAUGUCUUCAAGAUAUCCGUGAUCUUUAUCCUUCGUCUCGCUCUCCAUUUUAUGCCGGUUUUGGUAACAAAAUAAAUGACACGUGGGCCUAUCGGGCGGUAGAGAUCCGACCGUCGCGUAUAUUCAUGAUCAACCAUAAGGGAGAACUCAAAUUGGAAUUGAUCCAAAACUUUCAGUCAUCCUAUACAUCAUUGAGCGAUUUGGUGGACCAGAUGUUUCCGCCCCUGCAUUCUGAUCAAACCGACUUCAGCUCAGAGUAUAGCGCUUUUGAGUACUGGAGGGAAAGCAUACCUGACAUCGACGACGGCGACGACCUGUUAAUUAGUUUACAAACGAAAGUGAAUUUAAGUCCAAAAUUAGUCAAUAAUAAGAACGACUCGAUAUUUCGCAAAAAAGUUAAAUAAUUAUAAUUACCAGUGUCAUUUUAAUCAUAUUUUAUUUAAAUUUGUCAAUUAAUAAUCCGAACA